Molecule: messenger RNA, 3640 nt
Organism: Pogonomyrmex barbatus (red harvester ant)
Lineage: Eukaryota; Metazoa; Arthropoda; Insecta; Hymenoptera; Formicidae
Gene: rb
Product: adaptor related protein complex 3 subunit ruby
Biological process (GO): intracellular protein transport; vesicle-mediated transport
Cellular component (GO): AP-3 adaptor complex; membrane coat
Source: RefSeq, a predicted model, not a curated record
GUAGUAUGGUGCAAUUACACUUUCGUUGUAAUACGAGCUUUUGUUCGCGUGGCUUGCACUCGCGUGCUUCUUGUUCUUCCUUUCUCUAAUACCCGCGUAUAAGUCUAUCUCGUUUUAAGUGCAAAAAUAGUAGUGGAAUACGAGCAACGCGACUAUAAAUCUAUGAUGUGGAAGCGGAAAACAACAUGGCCUCACGCUAAGGACGGCUGUCAAAAAUUUGGAAGCGAGUGUCGAGUGGCGCGCGGAUAAUCUCCGGAUAUCUGGGUUCUCCUUUUUCAUUCGGAAGAGGAUUCGUCGUACCUCGGGCGAGAUAGUGCGAGAGAAUGUUGACGGCAGCGGCAAAUACGUUGUCCAACAAUGGUGGCUCCUACAGCAACGAGAGGCCGUCCAGUGCGGGCGAUGCGGAUCUCGCGACAGAUCCCGCCUCCGGUGGAUUCUUUCACUCGGAUUACAAGAAGCACGACGACCUCAAGGAGAUGUUGGAUAGUAACAAAGAUGGACUCAAGUUGGAAGCCAUGAAACGUAUAAUUGGGAUGGUGGCCAAAGGAAGGGAUGCGUCGGAACUGUUUCCAGCUGUUGUAAAAAAUGUAGUAUCCAAGAAUAUCGAAGUGAAGAAGUUAGUAUAUGUUUACCUAGUUCGUUACGCAGAGGACCAACAAGAUCUGGCACUUCUGUCUAUAUCAACAUUUCAAAGAGCAUUGAAAGAUCCUAAUCAAUUGAUAAGAGCAAGCGCUCUAAGGGUAUUGUCUAGUAUACGAGUUUCCAUGAUAGUGCCUAUUGUGAUGCUGGCCAUCAAAGACUCGGCUAGCGAUAUGUCACCAUAUGUGCGAAAAACAGCUGCUCAUGCCAUUCCUAAGUUAUACUCAUUGGAUCCUGAACAGAAAGAGGAAUUGAUAAGCGUACUUGAAAAAUUGCUAUCUGACAAAACUACUCUUGUGGUGGGCUCGGCAGUGAUGGCUUUUGAAGAGGUGUGCCCAGAUAGAAUAGAUCUUAUUCAUAAGAAUUAUAGGAAAUUGUGUAAUUUAUUAGUGGACGUUGACGAAUGGGGCCAAGUGGUUAUUGUUAACAUGCUCACUAGAUACGCUAGAACACAAUUUGUUAAUCCAAACACAGAUAUUAUAGAAGAUGAAAAUCGGCCAUUUUAUGACUCCGAUUCCGAUUCUUCCAAUACAAAGAAACCAAAGUUUAUGUUAGAUCCAGAUCAUCGUUUGCUGUUGAGGAACACGAAACCUUUGUUACAAAGUCGAAACGCAUCUGUAGUGAUGGCAGUUGCUCAGUUAUAUCAUCACGCAGCACCCAGAAGCGAAGUCAUGACUGCUGCAAAGGCACUAAUAAGAUUACUGAGAUGCCACAGAGAAGUGCAGAGUAUUGUGCUUCACUGUAUCGCCAGCAUAUCAAUUACAAGAAAGGGAAUGUUUGAGCCCUUUUUGAAAUCGUUCUUCGUGCGGACUUCCGAUCCCACUCACAUAAAACUUUUGAAGCUUGACAUAUUGACGAACCUGGCGACCGAAACUAGCAUUAGCGUAAUACUCAGAGAGUUUCAAACGUACAUUUCUAGUAGCGACAAGGAAUUUGUCGGUGCCAGCAUUCAGGCAAUCGGCAGAUGCGCAAGUAACAUCAAAGAAGUGACCGAUAUGUGUCUCAAUGGGUUGGUAUCGCUGUUGAGCAAUAGAGAUGAGGCUAUCGUGGCGGAAAGUGUCGUAGUAAUAAAAAAGCUUUUACAAACGCAGCCGAAUGAGCACAAAGACAUAAUCGCUCAUAUGGCAAAAUUAAUGGAUUUUAUUACGGUACCACAAGCCAGAGCUUCUAUUCUCUGGCUCUUAGGCGAAUAUUCUGACAGAGUUCCUAAAAUAGCGCCAGAUGUGCUUCGAAAAAUGGCGAAAAGUUUCGUAAAUGAACAGGAUAUAGUGAAACUGCAAACUUUGAAUUUGGCCGUGAAAUUAUGCUUGAACAAUCCCACGCAAACAAAACCGUUUUGCCAGUAUGUCUUUCAACUCGCCAAAUACGAUCAGAAUUACGACAUUAGAGACCGAGCGCGUUUCCUACGGCAUUUUAUUUUCGAAGAAGGUGAUGCAAAGAAGCUUCCGCAGUUCGCAAAGAGAGUUUUCCUUGCACCGAAACCAGCACCAACUUUAACCUCCAGAUUCAAAGACUCGGAAUAUCAAUUGGGUACUCUAUCUCACUAUCUGGACAUGCCAUGCGCGGGAUACCGGCCUUUACCGCCUUUUCCAGAAGUUACGCAAGAUCCAUCUGUGCGAGAUGUUGCACCACCUAUCGCGCAAGAACUGAGAGAAGAGCGCCAUAAUAGAAAGGAAAAGGAAAAGAAAAAGAAAGAAAAGGAAAAACCGUUUUAUAGUGACGAAGAAAGCACUCCUGCUGAAGAAUCAGAGAAUCAGUCCGAGUCUUCGUCCAGCGAGUCUUCGGACGAAGAUAGCGAUUCUUCCGAAUAUACGAGCGAAUCAGAUAAAUCUGAAACAGGCAGCGGAAAGAAAAAUGCAACGAAAUCCGAUGAUUCCGAAAGUGAAUCUUCGAGCAGUGAAGAAUCAGAUUCUGAAGAUGAGGAAGAAGAAGAAGAAGAAGAAGAGAGCGAGUCUCAAGAAAGUGAAGAAGAGAAAUCGAAAGUUGUUGAGCAAGAAGUGAAAGAGAAGCCAAAAAGUAACUUUGAUCUGCUAUUGGAUCUGGAUGACGUUGUUCCAAUGACUCCUGUGAUGACACCUAGUUUGGGUGGUUUUCUUACUCCAAUUAAUUCAGCAAUUAUAGAUAAUGUUCGAGAAGUAUCGACAUCAUACGUUCCAUUAAAAACUAUUUUAUUAAAUAGUAUCAUAGGACAUGGUUUAAAAAUUGAAUAUAGAUUUACGAGGUCGCAGCAUUUAGUUAGCUCCAAUUUGGUUAAUAUCGAAUUAACAUUCGCUAACGAAAGCAACGAUGUCAUCAAGGAGAUUCAAAUAGGAAACAAAAAUUUUCAAAAAGGUAUGUUUAUUCACGAUUUUACGCGAAUAUCAUCGCUCGAUGCAAACGCCACGUUAUCUUCGACAUUGGGCGUUAAUUUUAAUGAUUCCACACAACCGGCUAAUUUUAACAUCGACUUUUCAAUCAACGACGAGAAAUAUUCAUGUUCGGUCAGUAUCAAACCACCAAUCGGAGAGAUAAUAAGAGCUGUGAUCUUGCCUGAAAGUAUGUUCAACGCGGAAAAAUCUAAACUAAAAGGUAUGAACGAGCAUAUAGCGAAAAUACCGUAUUCUGGGAACAAAAACACUCUUCCUCAAAAAGUGUUCGAGACUGCAAACGUCGCAAGAAUAGCUGAUGAGGAUGAAGUUAUGCGGUUUGCCGCUCAUACUUUAGCAUCUAAAUCAUUGGUGUUGGUGACAAUAAAAUUUAUUGACGCUGGGCAGCUGGAAGUUUGCGUAAAUUGUGAAAAAAUGGUUAUAGGAUCGAUUUUAUUGAAUGAAUUUAAGAGUAAUUUAAAAUAGAACAAAUGUAUGUAUGCUAUUUACGAAAUUAAGUAUAACAGAUAACAGAUACGUUUGCGAGGCAAUUUGAAUACUUCUUCCUUCGUAACGCGAAGGUAAAUUUUUUCAAAUAAUAUAUAUUCCAUGUUUAAUUUCUAUACAUGUAUGUACAAAAAUGCAAAUAAGUAUGA